Oryzias latipes (Japanese medaka) is the source of this 1588-nucleotide messenger RNA. It is a transcript of the gene nuf2, whose product is annotated as UF2 component of NDC80 kinetochore complex. Lineage: Eukaryota; Metazoa; Chordata; Actinopteri; Beloniformes; Adrianichthyidae. Gene Ontology annotation, cellular component: kinetochore; Ndc80 complex. The record is from RefSeq and is a predicted model, not a curated record. Gene Ontology annotation, molecular function: protein-containing complex binding. Gene Ontology annotation, biological process: attachment of mitotic spindle microtubules to kinetochore; kinetochore organization; mitotic spindle organization.
UCAGAUGUCUCAGAAAGAAAACAACAAGGAAGGCGCCAAUUUAACUUUCGGUUGGUGUAGACAUUUUUGUAUUUUCUUUUUCCGGAGGUUUGCAAAUUGUUUUGGGAAUUUUAUCUGAACUGCGACGAUGACUGAAAACACUUUUCCGGUUUGCAACGCGGAGGCCAUCGUGAACUUUUAUCGAACAGAGAUUCUAACCGGCCAGGAGGCGAAACAGUUGACUAAAGGAGACCUGACUCCGGUUCCCAAGCCAGAAACAGUCCAGACUUUAUACAUGAGAGUUCUGCACCUGCUGUACCGUUUCAGGCCCGAGUGUCAUUCCAUGGUUCCAAUGUUGGAGAACAUUCAGUAUCCAGAGUACCAUGAAGGCGCCACCGUCAUCAUGAGCGUGUACACACGCAUGCGACAGUUCCUGCCCGUGUGCCUGGUGUACGAUUUCUCUCUGAAUGACCUGCUGGCUCCCAAAAAGCAGAGGACCCUGACCAUCCUAAGUGCCAUCAUGAACUUUCUGCACUUCAGGAAGCAGCGGAUGGAGAUGAUCAUGGAGAAACAAGCCAAGUUUAGGGCAGACUUGGACAAACUGCAGACUUACACCAAAGGCAACCUGGAAGCUGAGAAGAAGAUUGAGAUGUUGACGACCAUUCCACCCGAGCAGCAGGCUGAGGCUGACGAGUUGGCGGCCGCUCUGUCCGAACUGCAGACCACCACCAUGCACGAGUAUCAGGAAGUGAACGCUAAAAAUGACAGCAUCACAGAGUGGAAAUCCAAGAUUGCAGAGAAGACGCAGAAGCUGGCUCAGGUGAAGGUGGAAAUCACCAACCUGAAGGAAGACAUCAGCAGCCUGAAGUCUCAGAUUGUGGAGUCUCCGGAGGAGCUGAAGAGCCAGAUGGAGAAGAUGAAGGAGAACGUGAAAAACAUAAAGAACAGCAUUGAAGAGACGGAUGAGCGCAUUGUCGAGCUGCAGAACAUGAUGCAAGGUGUGACCCAGACCGAGGCUGAGAUCCAGCAGAUGCUGAGCCUCCUUCAGGACCUGGAAACCAGCAUGAACAACACCAAGCAGCGGCAGGAGGAGGGCCAGGAGCUGAUGGCUCAGUAUGAGAAAAAGCAGAAGGAGCUGAAAAACCUCUGCGUGGAGGAGAGCCAGCUAAAGCGAGCUCAUGCCAUGAAGCUGGAUAAAGAACACAAGCAGAACAUUAGGAGGCAGAAGAAGAGGGAGAUGAAGGAGCAGCACGUUCAAGAAGUGUUGGGGGAGUGCAACCAGAUCCACCAGAAGCGCGAGGAGAUGGCUGACAAAAUCCAGGAAAUUUCCGGAGAAACACAGCAGCUGAAGGCCAAGAUGAAGAGCCUGAGAGACGUGUGCAGCAAGGAGACCGAGAAAGCUCAGGCGCUGUACGACACGCUGUCCACCUCCAUGGAGGAGCUGCACAGGAGGAUUGAGGUGCACAUCGCAGAGCUGAAGCUGAACGCCACCAACAUCUCUGCAGAUUUCUAACCGUCUUGUUUGCCCACGUUUUACCUGUAUUGUUCUUUAUAUUCGUCAACCUUCAUAGUAUGUGGAAAAAGUUCUAAUAAAGUUGUAACUAAAGUG